This is a messenger RNA of Artibeus jamaicensis (Jamaican fruit-eating bat), 2221 nucleotides long. RefSeq names its product mas-related G-protein coupled receptor member F. Gene Ontology annotation, biological process: G protein-coupled receptor signaling pathway. Gene Ontology annotation, molecular function: G protein-coupled receptor activity; protein binding. NCBI's taxonomy places the organism in Eukaryota, Metazoa, Chordata, Mammalia, Chiroptera, Phyllostomidae. The record is from RefSeq and is a predicted model, not a curated record. Gene Ontology annotation, cellular component: membrane. Bases 411 to 1442 code for a protein of 343 amino acids. The transcript is spliced from 3 exons.
GUCACCAGGCGCAGUGAUGAGUUCCCAGUGGGGCUCUGGGGUGGGGGUGGGGGCUCUGGAGCAGGGCAUUCCUUCCCGAAGCCUCAUCCCGGCUCAGCCCCUCCUGCUCCUCCCCCGCCCCUCCCCCUCCCGCCGGGCCUGGAAUUGGGUUUGGGGCGGGUUCUGCUUCCAAAGCCAUCUUCCCCAGCAGCAGGGAGGGCUCUCCUCCGUGCCGGGCUCUUGUUUUCGGAGGCUCCGGUGGUGCUCAGUGCCGGCCUGCUGCACGGUGGUCUCUCGACGGAGGUGGGCGUCGCCGAAGGAGCCCUCCACACAGGGGAGGCCCUGGAGGAUCGCAACACCUGCAGGUGGGCUGUGCUGGCCGGUGAGCUGCGAGCAGGGCCACCAGGAACCCGGACUCCACUGGCCUGGAGAUGGCUGGGAACUGCUCCUGGGAGGGCCGCCCCGGCGACCGGAACGAGAUGUGUCCGGGCGCGAGCGAGGCCGCGGAGCUGUACAGCCGCGGCUUCCUGACCAUGGAGCAGAUCGCCGCGCCACCGCCGCCGGCCGUCGUGAACUACAUCUUCCUGCUCCUCUGCCUGUGCGGGCUCGUGGGCAACGGGCUGGUGCUCUGGUUCUUCGGCUUCUCCAUCAAGCGGAGCCCCUUCUCCAUCUACUUCCUGCACCUGGCUGGCGCCGACGCGGGCUACCUCUUUAGCAAGGCCGUGCUCUCCAUCCUCAACACGGGGGGCUUCCUGGGCACCUUUGCCGAAUACGUCCGCGCGGUGUCCAGGGUCCUGGGGCUCUGCACGUUUGUCGCCGGCGUGAGCCUCCUGCCGGCCAUCAGCACGGAGCGCUGCCUGUCGGUCAUCUUUCCCGCCUGGUACUGGCGCCAGCGGCCCAAGCGCCUGUCGGCCGUGGUGUGCGCCCUGCUCUGGACCCUGUCGCUCCUGGUCACCGGCGUCCACAACUACUUCUGCGUGUUCCUGGGCCGCCAGGCCUCGGGCGGCCCCUGCAGGCACAUGGACAUCUCCCUGGGCGUGCUGCUCUUCCUGGUCUUCUGCCCGCUCAUGGUGCUGCCCUGCCUGGCGCUCAUCCUGCACGUGGAGUGCCGCGCGCGGCGGCGCCAGCGCUCCGCCAAGCUCAACCACGUCAUCCUGGCCGUGGUCUCGGUUUUCCUCGUGUCCUCCAUCUACCUAGGGAUCGACUGGUUCCUCUUCUGGGUCUUCCAGAUCCCGGCCCCGUUCCCCGAGUACGUCACCGACCUCUGCAUCUGCAUCCACAGCAGCGCCAAGCCCGUGGUCUACUUCCUGGCAGGGAGGGACAAGUCCCAGCGGCUCUGGGAGCCUCUCAGGGUGGUCUUCCAGCGGGCCCUGCGGGACGGCGCCGAGCUGGGGGAGGUCGGGGCCGGCACGCCCAACACGGUCACCAUGGAGAUGCAGGGCACCUCUGGGAACGCCUCCUGAGGGGCAGGCCCUGGAGGGGAGGCCCGGGCCGAGCAGCCGUGACCUCCAGAGACCCUUCACUGGGACAGGAACUGGGCAGCGGCCGGGUGCUGAAUUCAAGGAGAAAAGUCUGCUUCCCGCCCCUUAGGCCUCCCUGCCCCUGGGCCGGAGGCUCUGUAAGCGAGCAAGAGACCGAGCCUGUGGCCUCACCAGGCCCCGCCCCCAGCCAGCCUCCUGCGUCAGUGACCCAGAAGGUGUCCUCAGGUGGUGGGCCUCCUUACCGCAGGCUGGUCCGUAAAGGAGAUGGGAGGGGCCACCAAACCUUGUCCACCUCCUGCCCCUUUACGGGAGCCCUGCUUGGAAAUGACACAGCCCCACCAUCACCUCCUCCCGCCAUCCGGGCACCUGCUGACGCCGGGCCUCCUCUCUAGGCAACGCUGGCGCUGGCGGCGCACCCGAACGGGAAGGGGCUGUCUGGGAGAGUGCACUGGGUCGCCUGCCCGUGGCUCGGUCUUUCUCCAAGUGAAGCCCCUGCCCCCUUGAUGAACCCUGUGGUGACAGCAAGCAGGUAGAGGCGGGAAGGACCUUCAGGCAGCUUGGGCCAGUCACUUUGUUUUCUGGCUCCGUGCCAGCCAGCCCGGCAGCCUCCCGGAGCAGGCGGCGAGUCCCAGCUGUGAUCCGCCCGGGCGGUCUCCGGGCCCCAGGCCUGCCCCAAAGUGGGCACUGGCCCAGCCGGGCCACCCGGCCUACCUUCAAGCGCAGUGGCCCAGCGUAGCCAAAGGAAGUUUUACAAAAGACGA